AUGACAAAUACUUCUUCCAAUUCUGGCUCCUCUCGGAGAGCUAAUGCCCUAAAUAGUGCAACUGCAGCACAUUUAGCAAUAUUGUCUACUUCACCUUAUUCACCACCAACUAACAUGUCUGGUUCACAUUAUUCAGCAAUGUUGUCCGCUCAAUCUAGCCAACCUCGUACAACUCUUUCGUGGUCGAAUGCUUACCCAAACAGCACCUCGACAUCAUACGCUUCCGGUUCUUCGACACGUACAACAUAUUACAACCAUCCUCUUACUUCGUCAUCGUCUCCGUUGAACAGACCUGCGUCAAUUCCACAAACAAAAUCGAAUCCUCCAGUGACUAAACUCCCAGAUUAUCUUUCCAAUACAAAUUAUGCAGAAUUGUAUUACAAGGCGCAUGAGAAGGAUGGGAACGAUGUUGAUAAAGAUCUACUCGAAAACGUUGCUUUGCCAACGGAAUGGAACGUUGAUGAUAAAUGUUCUCAUUUGAGCGUAGAUUCCGACAGACUUAAAGUAAAUUAUAUAGGUUCGGGCAAGAAUGAUGCGGAUGCAGCAGCUAUUCGUGCUAAUCAUUCAAUGCCCCCACAAUGUGGAUUAUUCUAUUUCGAAAUUGACAUUAUAAGUAAAGGAAAAGAUGGAUAUAUUGGUAUUGGAUUUUGCGCAAAGCAAGUUCAUUUAAAUAGAUUACCUGGCUGGGAAAAUGACUCCUGGGGUUAUCACGGAGAUGAUGGACAUUCAUUCUGUUGUUCAGGAUCCGGUAAACCAUAUGGACCAGGAUUCACGACAGGAGAUACCAUAGGAUGUUGUUUAAAUUUUAGAGAUGGUACAGCAUUUUAUACUAAGAACGGAAAACAUUUGGGUAUAGCGUUCCGAGAUUUGAAAGGAAUUCUUUAUCCUUCCAUUGGAUUAAGAACUCAGGGUGAAUCUAUUGAAGCUAAUUUUGGACAUAGGAAAUUUAAAUUUGCGAUUGAACAUUAUAUGAAAGAAGAAAAGACGCGUUUGUGGAACGAAAUCAAUUCUAUACCUAUGGAUUUAAUAUCAUCUCCUUUAACUACUGCACCAAUUUCGCAAGCUGCGUCGGAAGCAAAUCUCACUUCAGCUGUUCAUCAUCUUAUCUUAUCUUAUUUGGUUCAUCAUGGAUAUAGUGAUACUGCUAAGACUUUUUCAAGGAAUACUGUACAAUUACCUCAAAUUGAUAACAGUGAAAUGGAAGGGGUCGAAAGUGAAAAUCCAUUACUGGAUAAAGAUAAAGAUAUGAUAAAUCGACAAAGAAUUCGUGACGCGGUACUUGCCGGAGAUAUCGAUCAUGCUAUCAAAUUGACAAAUACUUUUUAUCCUUCUGAUGCCAUGGAUGUAGAUGAAUUUGCAGCCUCAACGAGUGAUGAUUCUAUUGAUGAUCUAUUUGGUGUAUCAUCUGUUAAAAAGAAAACAUCUAAGCGACAAAAAAAUGUUUGGUCUGGAUUACAUGGAUUAGAUGGAAUUAUGGCAGAAGCUUUGAAAUUUGGUUAUAAAUUGCAAGAUGAUUAUCGUGACGAUUACCGUGAUGAAAUAAAGAACACAUUAAAGGACGCGUUUUCAUUAUUGGCAUACACUGACCCACGUAGGAGUUGUGUAUCACAUUUAUUAGAUCCAUCUGGACGUGAACCUGUUGCAAACUCUUUAAAUAGCGCUAUUUUGGUUUCACAAGGUAAACCUGCGAUACCACCACUAGAGAAAGCUUAUCGCCAGGCUUCAGUGGUUCUCCGUGAACUAUCUAGAAAUAGUGUUGGUUCCAGUGCCUUUGUUAAUGUGCGACAAGAUUGCUUAGUUUAA
Molecule: messenger RNA, 1803 nt
Organism: Diversispora eburnea
Lineage: Eukaryota; Fungi; Glomeromycota; Glomeromycetes; Diversisporales; Diversisporaceae
Source: the annotation of a GenBank genome assembly